GCAACAUCAACAGCAGCCUUGAGCAUAGUAGCGCUGCUGCAGCCGGAUCUCGCGGACAGAAAGCGGCGGCCGUAUUUGUGUCAGCGAGCCGUCAGAUAAAGCACCUUUCUGGCUCUCAUUUGAUUCCUUCUCGCUUUACCUGAAGGGAGGGGACCGCUCGAAAAGGAAUACCAAACCCAGGAAGGAGGUGACAUGCCCUUUACCGCUUGGUGCAGUCAGUGCGCUGAUCGCUGUCAGACGUGGACGAGGUAAAGACCCGGAAUGGUGCAUUUAAAUUGUUCUUUUUAACGCGGAGGAAACCUGUCCCGGUUUUCAAUCUGUUUUAGGAUUAUUUUCCGUGGGGUAAUAACGACAUUACAUGCCCGAUCGCAGAGCCGGAGCGACGGGAAAAAUGCAUUACAGCGGGUGUUUGGCUGCAGGUGGAUGGCCAACCUGACGGUCCCAUCCGCCGCGUUCCUCCCGUUCAGCCGCCGCCGCCGCCGCGGCAGCAGCAGCAGAUCUGGCGUCAUCCAGAGCUGUUUAAAGAAACUGAAAACAGAGAGAACUAGAUAAAGACAAAAAAACGAGCCAUGCUUCCAGGGGUCGGCGUGUUCGGCACCAGCCUGACCACCAGGGUGAUCAUCCCGCUGUUGAAGAACGAAGGCUUCGCCGUUAAAGCGCUGUGGGGCCGGACACAGGAGGAGGCGGAGGAGCUGGCCAAGGAGAUGAACGUACCGUUUUACACCAACCGGAUCGACGACGUGCUGCUGCAUCAGGAUGUGGAUCUGGUUUGCAUCAACCUGCCGCCGCCUCUGACGCGGCAGAUCGCAGUCAAAACGCUGGGUAUUGGAAAGAACGUCAUCUGCGACCGGACAGCAACGCCUCUGGAUGCCUUCCGAAUGAUGUCAGCGGCCCAGUACUACCCCAAGUUGCUGAGCAUUAUGGGAAAUGUGUUACGUUUCUUGCCUGCCUUCGUGCGAAUGAAGGAGUUGGUAGAGGAGGGGUACAUCGGGAAGCUUCUGGUCUGUGAGGCCCAGGUCCACAGCGGUAGUCUCUUGGGGAAAAAAUACAACUGGAGCUGCGAUGACCUGAUGGGAGGCGGUGGUCUGCAUUCGGUGGGCAGUUACAUCAUCGACUUGCUCACGUUUCUGACCGGUCAGCGUGCAUUAAAAGUGCAUGGCUUCCUCAAGACCUUUGUCAAACAAACGGAUCACAUUCGAGGCAUCCGUCAGAUCACCAGUGAUGACUUCUGCACGUUCCAGAUGGCACUGGAGGGCGGCGCCUGCUGCACCGUCACGCUCAACUUCAACGUUCCCGGAGAGUUUCGGCAGGAGGUGAUCGUUGUGGGGACCGUCGGGAGGUUAACAGUCAUAGGGACCGACCUGUACGGACAGAAGAACAACGGGGGCGGAGGACCUGAACUCCUGCUCAAAGACACCACACCUCUUGAGAAGAGUUCCUUACCGGAGAAGGCUUUCAGUGACAUUCCAUCCCCGUAUCUCACAGGAACGAUCCGCAUGAUCCAGGCUGUGCGGCAGGCCUUUCAGGACCAGGACGACAGGCGGACGUGGGACGGGAGGCCUCUGACAAUGGCUGCUACCUUUGAGGAUUGUCUCUAUGCUCUUUGCGUUGUGGAUACCAUCAAGAAAUCCAACCAGAGCGGAGAGUGGCAGAACAUUGUGGUGAUGACCGAGGAACCGGAGAUCAGCCCAGCCUAUUUGAUCAGCGAGGCCAUGCGGCGGAGUAGGAUGUCACUCUACUGUUAGCAUCAGCUGAUGUGCUGACCCUUUAAAAAAUGGCUUUACUGGAGGUGGCACCGGAAAAGGCCUGGGUGUUGUUAAAACGUUAUUCAUACAGCUUCUGGGUUCAGCUCUUUAAUUCAGUACCUGUUUAUUUAAAUACUGUCAAAUCUAUAUUGCUACUGUUACAGAAAGAGAGGCUACACCACUAUAAUACAGAGAGUUAUAGUUUCCUGAAACCCUGCCUCAGGAGUAGAGAAAAAGCAAUGUGACCAAUAAUCAAACCUUUAUUUAUAAGGAAGCCUUUUCUGUUUUUACCCUUUUGACAGAAGACUGUCCGGGGAGAUGCACUUGUAAAUCAAACCGAUUCAUACAACAGAAAGAUAUAGUUCUACAGUGGAGGCAGAUCAGGGAAUAAAAACUAAUGCUACUGUGUUCGGCUUGACCAUAAGGGUAUUGCGCCUCUCAUCUCUGCUUCUGCUUCUCUUCUAUUUGACUGGGUCUGGAAGACAACACCUUACACUGUGGGUCCAAACGAGGACAGCCAAGGAAGAACGAUAGUCCUCUCAGUUGAAACUGUGCCGCUGUAUUGUUGCUGUAGUCCGAAGUACUUGCUAGUUUUACCAAGUGAAUGUUUAAAACAAAUCAGUAUGCUUGAUAGCUUCAGUCUCUGUCUGCUCUGUAUGCUUCCUCUGUGUGUUUGAGAAACAAGAGAGAAAAGAAAUCAAUAGUUUGGCUGGUGGGGUUUUCAGAAGGGUUUACCUUCUGGUUUAUGUAUGCAAUAUAUCCAGGCUGUAGUCUGCAGCAGAAACACUUUAAUCUUCCAGCUUGGAGUUAAGGGUUAAAAUACACUAUGGUAUGCCUUUAUGCAAUUACAGUAGCCUGUGUAUCCGUUUGCGAGUCCUGUAUAAGUGGCCAGUGCAGUGAUACUUUGAUGUUCUUCUUAUUUUUUUCACGAGUGCAGCGUCCGUUUGAAGCGGGCCGAUUGCUUGGCCCCCAGAAGUCCUGCUUGCAGCUAUCUCAAAAACUACUCAUCCAAUCACCUUCACACUCGACACUGUGCUUCCUUGGAUCCUCAGCAAUACACCUGCCAAGUGUUAAGUUGAUUGGAUGAACAGUUUUUGAGGUAAAUGGACAGUCAUAUAUGCAUACAUACACAGAUAGAGAUUCAUUCAUUUAUAGUUAGUUAGAUGUUGCUGCUACAGCCCACCUAUUGGCCAAAUGGCACCAGAUUUGUCAUGGCCAUUCAGAUAUCAUAUCUACACACAUCCACCAAAUGUGGUGGCAAUAGCACAAAGCGUUCAGGAGAUAUGACAUUUUCUUUUAAUGUAAGCCCUGCCCACUGCAUUUGAUUAAAUGUUGAGGGCCUGCUAUAGCAAAACUGUAUGGAAUAUCAGAAACCCAAACAAGUAACUUUUUUUGACUUGGUCCAGAGAUGUUCUGUAGCACAUUUGGUGAUGAUUGCUAAAACUUUGUAGGAGGAGUAGAGAAAAAAACAGAUUUGGACACAAUUCAAAAUGGCGGAAAAUCCUACAGAAUCCAGGGAAAGAAUAACUUUGCUUCUGAGACUUCAGUUCAAAUGUUACAGGCCAAAACCUAAAGUUCGUUGUUAUAGCAUUUCCAAAUUGCACCACAUUCGACACUGCACUCCAUUGGGUCCCCAGCAUUACACGAGCCAAGUGUGUAUUAGACC
Molecule: messenger RNA, 3411 nt
Organism: Sander lucioperca (pikeperch)
Lineage: Eukaryota; Metazoa; Chordata; Actinopteri; Perciformes; Percidae
Gene: gfod1
Product: glucose-fructose oxidoreductase domain-containing protein 1
Exons: 3
Coding region: 570-1745 (391 amino acids)
Molecular function (GO): nucleotide binding
Source: RefSeq, a predicted model, not a curated record